Vigna umbellata (rice bean) is the source of this 2213-nucleotide messenger RNA. Lineage: Eukaryota; Viridiplantae; Streptophyta; Magnoliopsida; Fabales; Fabaceae. The record is from RefSeq and is a predicted model, not a curated record.
AAAAUGAGUAAAGUUCAAGAACCAAAGUACAAUGUCUACUUCGAAAACCAUCUCCUCCUUCCGACUCACUUCUCUCCUCCGCUCUCAGAAAGACCCCUCACUGGUCCUUCAACUCUUCCUCAACCCAAACCCUAACCACCCCUCCGUCCACCCCUUCCGCCAUUCCCUCCGCUCCUAUGACCUCAUUAUCACUAAACUUGCCCAAGCCAAAAUGUUCCCCCAAAUGGAACAGCUCCUCGACCAACUCCACACCCAAACGCGCUUCCCUACCCCCGAACCCCUCCUCCGCCACGUCAUCGCUGCCUACGCGCGCGCCGGCCUCCCAUCGCGUGCCCUCCGCACCUUCCUCUCCAUCCCCGCCCCCUCACUCCGCUCCUUCAACUCCCUCCUCCACGCGCUGCUCGCCUGCCGUGACUUCGCCUCAUUCACGCGCCUCCUGCCGCACCUCCCCCGCUUUCGUGGUCCCGACGCAUGCUCCUACAACAUCCUCAUCCAUGCGUGUUCUCUAACCGACGACCGCGGUCGGGCGUGGAAGCUGUUCAACGAAAUGCGUAGGCGAGGCAUUCGUCCGAAUCAAAUUACGUUCGGAACUCUGAUUAACUUGCUGUGCAAAAGCCCUCAAUUGCACCUUCCCCAGGCGUUUAAGGUGAAGGAAGAGAUGGAUAGGGUUUUUAAAAUUAAGCCUAAUGCUUUUGAUUACACUAGUUUGAUUAAAGCUGUUUGCGAGGUGGGUGAUUUUGAUUCCGCGGUUAGGUUGAAAGAUGAGAUGGUGAGGAACAAUUUGAAGCUUGAUGUUGUGGUGUACAACACUUUGGUUUCAGGGUUUUUAAAAGGAGGGAAGAAGGAUACAGGAUUUAGGGUUUUGGAGGAAAUGAAGAUUGGUGGUGUGAAGCCGAAUUCCGUGACGUGUAAUGUGUUAAUUGGGGAGUUUUGUAGGGAGGGGAAGUUUGAAGAGGCUUAUAGGAUUUUGAAUGAUGGGUUAGAGGGUGUGAAGCCUGAUGUUUUUGGCUACAAUGUGGUUAUUGGUUCUCUGUGUGAAGAGGGGAAAUGGAGGGAGGCUGAUGAUUUAUUUGGGGACAUGCCAAGGCGACAGUGUGUUCCUGAUGUUGUGACUUACCGCACCUUGUUUGAUGGGCUUUGCCAGUGUAUGCAGUUUGAGGAAGCUGGGUUGGUUUUAGAGGAGAUGAUUUUUAAAGGCUAUGUUCCUCGUUCCUCCAGUUUGAAUGAGUUUGUUGGUAUGGUGUGCAAGGAAGGGAAUUUUGAGUUACUGGGGAAGGUUUUGAGUGGUUUGGUAGGUGGGGGAUUUUAUUGUGAGGAUGUGUGGAACACUUUGGUCUUAUUGGUUUGUCAAUCGAAAAAGAUGUUGGGAGCUUUUGAACAUUUUGAUGAAUUGGUGUUGGCAUGAAUUCUAUGGCUUACGUUGUUGUGGAAAACUUUUGCUUAAUGCAGUUCGUGGGUAGAAGUUGAAAGACCACCGAUUUGGCUCAUGAGGCAAACAGGGAGGUACAUGAAGGCAGGUUCAUGCAGCUAUUUUUGAUUUAUGGCUUACGUAAAACUUAAUCGAAGGUUUAGGGCAUCCUAGUUUGGUAUUUGGUGUAAUAAAUUUCUGUAUUUUGUGAAAUUGCAUGUGCAGUGGUGUUAUGUUGACUUAGAGAAAAUUUGUACAAAUUAACUUUUGUUUAAACUAAUUUAAGGUUACCAGUAGCUGAUUCAUUUUUUCUUCUUAUUUUUUUCUUGUAAUAAGUCCUUAUGGAUAAGUUUAUCCAAACAAGCAGGUAUAAAAGGGUGUGUUUUUGUUAACUCUUUCAUUUUUUAGUUACACGCCUCCUCUGAAACUAAACAUAGCUAGCGGAUUUUUUACAUUUUCCAAAGUUUAUCUGUAUUUCAGAAAUUUUCUGGACUUUUUUAUGAUGACCUUAGCCCAAGAUUUUUUUAGAAUUGUUUAUGAUCCAUGGUUAUCUGCUUCAAUUGUAAAUUUAAGUCCAACAACUAUCGUGAUUUAAAUGCCACUAAAUCUAAAACCAGUUGGGUUCUUGUUCUUCAUGAAUUUAGUUUGGUGAGUAUGUAUUCUUUACAAAAAAUGAAUCUAAUUUGCCAAUUUUCAUCAAGCAGAGUUACCAAACCAUCUGUGAGAAAUAUCCUUCAUUCCAUGAAAGAUCUGAAAAUGUCGAUCUUGUGGUGGAAAUUUCCCUGCAACCAUGGCAUGUUUUCAA